Messenger RNA from Branchiostoma belcheri (Belcher's lancelet), 1037 nucleotides. RefSeq names its product ena/VASP-like protein. The transcript has 8 exons. The record is from RefSeq and is a predicted model, not a curated record. Lineage: Eukaryota; Metazoa; Chordata; Leptocardii; Amphioxiformes; Branchiostomatidae. Bases 125 to 613 code for a protein of 162 amino acids. Gene Ontology annotation, molecular function: SH3 domain binding.
CCCUCCCCCACCUCCCAACCUGGCUCCCAACACACCUCUAGGUGGAGGGGCAGGAGGACUGGCACAGGCUCUGGCAGCGGCCAAACUACGUAGAGUUUCAAGGUCGGACAGUGAUGCAGAUAACAUGUCUCCGGCGGAGAAGGCUCGGUCCAGCGGCGGGGUGCCGGCCAUACCCGGGGGCAUGAUGGACGAGAUGGCCGCCAGGCUAGCACAAAGGCGUGCUGCACAGAAUGUGAGUAUCAACCCUGAGCGUCGAAUGCAGAAAGAGCAAGAGGAGGGAGGAGGAGAUGCCAAGUCUUCACCCAACGCAAAGGUUAACAGCACAGAUGCAAAGGGCAGGCCAUGGGAGAACAGGUCUCCCAACAAGUUUGGAGCAACAGGCAGGAGUGAAAGUACUAACGGCUCCAACAAGGGCCCCACCAACGGUGGCAGUCAGUCUCCCAAGUUUGCCAGGACGUCUUCUGUAAACGGAGGGUCGCCACCUCUGGAAGGAGACCUAGACAGAUUGAAACAGGAAAUUCUGGCAGAAGUGAGGAAAGAAGUGAGCAAAAUGAAAGAAGAAAUAAUUGAUGCAAUAAGGCAAGAAAUCAGGGCAGAAUUCAACAGGCGAUAGACCAGAGAAUGACACAAGUGAAGAAAAGGCAAAAUGAAGAGGAGGAGGAGGAGGAGAGUACACAGCAGUGAACUGAUGGGGGCAGCUCAUUGGUCUGUUCUCACAGGAUGGAGCAGGGCAUUGUGGGAACCAUCUCUAAGAGAUGACACAUUAAAUACAGAGGUGGUUGCUGUACCCCGUAAAAACUCCCUGGGGCUUAGAUAGCUAUUUCAUGGGUAAGCUUGGCCUUACCCUAAUUUUGUAGUUAAUUACAGAAAGACAGUCGGGACAUUCAGGUGUAGAAAUCAAACGGUGGUUCCUAGAAAUUUUGUUGUAGAAGUCUUAAACCAUCUCCCUCGACUGAAUGUGCUGUUGCCCUGUCCAACAUGUUUUAGGCUGGAAGCCAUGGUGUCUUUUAUCUGCCACCAGGAAGACUGUAGACAAA